UUUAAACUCUUCUUGCACUAGUACUUCAAGACAGGCUCUUUUUUCAGUAGCAACUUUUUGUCACGAAGGCCUUACGCCGUUCACGCAUUUACGCAUUCACGCAUCCAACGCUCUCUCAUAAAGAACCCAAGCAAGAUCCAUUCAAGAAUUUAUCAACGCUCAACGAUUUUAACAUUCGCCAUGAUUCCUUUUAUUCCAACUCUUAUUCUGGCUUUCAUCUCGUUUAUAUCAUCAGCUUUUGUGAUUUUUCGCAUAGUAAUUCCAAUUCUUCCGCCUCAUCCUUUAAGCAGACGUGUUGCUCCCUCCGAGUUUGGACUGCCUGACUAUAAUUUUCGUUCUCUUUCUUCAGCCGACAAGAGUCACCUAUGGUUGGCUUCCCUCGAUAUCCUGGCCCUAUGCGUCUUUGUUUGGCAGGCAUUUAGUGAAUACUAUGGUGGCCCUGCAGCAUAUGGCGAGGCCCGCGACGCUGCAUCCUCGGCAAGGUUGUGGUUUGCUUUGACAAUCAGGCAAACUUGUCUUUUCGUUGUGUCCGCACUCACGUUGAUACACAUUCGUAUGGGGCGGUCGGUGUCUUUCGGAUCCAGACACUGGAUGUUGUGGGCACCCAUCCUGCUCCUGGGACUCACCUCCACUGUGCUCUCUGGCGUUUUUGCGGGGGGAAGUAUUCCAAGCUUCUUCGUUGGACUUUUGGCAUAUUCCACUACUAUUGCCGUCCUGAGUAGUGCAUCAUUUGGUAGUCUCGUGUACACUCUUGUGGUAAUCCGGCGCAAUCUCGCUGCACUCAAUGAUCCCGCAGACAGCUGGCCACCUGUCAAAGAAGUUGAGGACAAACCCCGCCCCUCGUUUGCGACUGAGGAUGUUGACGUCCUCAGGGAAGGCAGCUCCUGGCUCACCUCUGAUGCUGGCAGUACGCAUCACGGCUCAGUGUCCAACUGGUCUUUCUCGACCCAUCAAACGCAUCCCCGUUCUGGUUGCUUGGGAGUCGAUUGCGCCACGACAUCCAAAACCUCUUCUGUGCCUAAAUCGUCUUACUGGUUCGAUCCGCCCACACCUAUGACCGGUGACGCAUUGAUUCCGCCAGUCCCACCAUUGCCUUCCUCUCACCCUUCAUCACCCGCUGACGCACUAAGCUCUGAUCCUGACCCUUUCCGUCGAGAUGCUCCAGGUCGGCCGCGUCUCAGCUCGCAGAGCUCAUGGCUGACAUCACCGUCUGGGUCUCAAAUCUCACUCUCUGCAUGGUCAUAUCCCACUAGCCAUCAAGGUGUCAGUGCUGUUGAUCUUAACGCUGAGCUACUUCCCCAAUGCAAUCGGCCCCCGACUCCUGCUCUGUCAACUGCUCGAGUUCUUGGAGGAUACGGAUAUCAGGGUGAUUCAGAAAGGGGUAUUGCUUCUCUAGCGCAUAGCGGCAAUGAUGUUGACAUUUCAAUUUAUCGGUACGCCUGCUGGAUGAUGACAAUCUGGGCGCCUUUAGUGCUCUCCCUGCCAUACAUGCUAUCUUUUGUUGGAAAGGGCUUCACAUCUUCUGCCACACCUCUUUUUCUUGCCUUCUCGGUUACGCUGUCUUCGCCCCUCCUUGCUAUGAACAUCAUUAUGCGCUCGCCGAUCCCCAUCCCGACCGGUCUUUUCGAGGUUCAUGGGGAGCCUCCCUCGAUCUGCAUGCGGGCGCCAUCUCCGGCUAGCACUCUCACCGACCGCAACCGCGAGUACAAACGGUCUGGGUCUGUCACAGUUGUUGAAGGGAGACGCUCUGGCGAUGUCUGGAUCUCACAAGGGGAUGCCGUGGAGGGGAAAGGCAAACUCAGCAGGGCACUUGGUCUCAUGACCCCUGUUCCGCGCCUGGCUGUACUGCCUCCUGACGAUGAAAAGGAAGAUGGAGAAAUGACGCCCCCUCUGCCAAUGCAGACUGAGUCUGAAUCAUUCAAUACUUCUGUGUUCCCUAACACCCCCCGGUCUGCAGAAUUCGGGAGAAUCAGGAAGCAGUCAGUUCAGUCGAGGAUAUCAGGUGAUGAAUUCACCUCGAGAAUAAUGAUUGCCCAAAGGCAUUAUUCUGCAGUCGCAACUACCGUGGUUGUCACUGCAUCGCCGGAGAAGCAUAGUGGCGAUUUUCUCACUGUGACUACUGGCGUUGGCGUGGAGAAGAGGAAGUCGGUCCUUCCUAGUCCUUCACACCUCCGCUCCCGUUCUGUUUCCUCGGCCAUCGAUCAGGCGAUCAGCACAGACUGUGGCCCCAGCCCCAGCCGACCUCCGUCUCAACCUCUUCCUCCCACACCUCCUAAUGUCCGUCUUGCUAAGCAGCAAUCAACGCGCACUCUCAUCCACCGGAAGUCGUAUUCUUCUGGUUAUAGCUUCGGCGCAGCAGUCAACGACGAUGUUAAUGAGAUCGACGCGCUCACCGCUGGUGUUCUGCCGCUUCUUGUGCCCGGCUUGAGGGUUGGAAAUGAUAUGAAGAUCAAAGAUUUCGAGUUCGAGUUCGACCCCCCUGUCAGCAGCACUGUGACAAAGAAGAAACGCCUGCCUUCUCGCAUUCAGAAGGAUAAUGGUGAGUUCGGUGUGCUCGCCAAUGGAGAGUGGGAAAGUAUCGCGCCGCACUCGACACACGCCAACGGCAAGGUCAGGCUCAAGAAAGCGUCUGCGCACAAGGGACAUCACUUCAGUCUUCCUAGUCUCGGUCUUCGCAAGGGCACAACCAACAACUUGAAAUCCGAGAUUAGUCGCGCGCUUGCUACGAGCAUUGGUGGAUACGCCGCUGUAAACACCGGGAAGCACGACAUGGUCUGGGGGGACGAAUCGGACCCAAAUCAUCUCGCACGUCCCCCCGUCAAUGUCGAUCAGCAGCCUGUUCAGGAUAGCGCCUCCCUCGGCCGCACGAUGUCUACUCGCACUCUUGGUCUUCAUGCUGAAGCCCCUCAGGGCAUGGAAAAUGCACGUAGCUCCGUCGCUGCCCAUGACACCACAACCAUACUUCCUCCGUCAUCCGCUGCAUCCACAGUCACCCUCUUUGACCCUAUGGCCGAAUUUGACCCCACUGCGCAAAGCACGCCACUGCAAGCGAAAGAAUAUAAUUUUACACGAAAAUAUCAAGCUGCUAUUAUGCCUCGCUCUCAACCGACUUCAAAGCGCUCAAGUAUUGUCUACAUCAAAUCAUCCGAAGAACACACCCAAGCGCCAUCAGAGUCAGAGCCAGAGGCUCAACCGCCCACCGAACGAAAUAACACCAAUGUCAUGUCAUCUCUUACAGUCUCACAGUGGCCCACCCGGGCGGUGAAACCACUUAUACUCUCGUCUGGCAAGCAGCGCAAGGACGACCCAGAGCCCGCAACGAAGUCGGGCUCGAAUUCUCUUCGUACUCUUUCCCUUCUUAAGGAUCGUGAUUCGAACCAUGAUAGUACUGGCGAUGUCACCCGUAACGGGUUCGCAGGUACACGACCGCUCGUUCUUGGAAAGAAGAAGUCAAAAACAGUGAAAGAACACGAUGAGAACGUUGCUCCCGGUGCUAGUUCUGUGAACAAGCGUUUGAAGCCGCUCAAGCUUAGUCGGACAGACUCGAGCAAGGUUCGCGGAAUGCUUCGCAAGGACGAAACGCUCCCUAUCGUGUUGGUUCGCCCACCAUCUGACCGGAUGGAGUCGAUUUACUAGGUUCGGUGAACCCCCUCAGGCUGAGUUGAACAUUUCCCUCGAAUUAUGCUCUGUUUGCUUUGGGAUUCGCUUUUUUUUUGCUUACUUGACCGUCUGCUCUCAGUUUUGCUUUCGUCUUCCAUUCUAUUUCAUGUUGCUUUCACGUUAUCCGCAGUGCGUUUGAUUUUGCUGUCACGUUUUUACAUAAAGUUUAGUUGUCAUGAAGUUAACUAAUGUUCAGAAUAUCGCAUAUAUCGUCACGCCGUAUGUAUACAAUACAACUACUAUGCCCUUACCCUUUCAAUCUUAUAUGUUAAUCCUUUUCGUGUUAAUCACUGGUCACGACUUGAAUUAGACUUUUGUGGUGGUGUAACACAUGCUAGUAAUCACCAGUAGGUACAUAAAUUG
This is a messenger RNA of Suillus bovinus, 4023 nucleotides long. RefSeq lists its product as uncharacterized. Bases 181 to 3636 code for a protein of 1151 amino acids. Lineage: Eukaryota; Fungi; Basidiomycota; Agaricomycetes; Boletales; Suillaceae. The transcript has 4 exons. The record is from RefSeq and is a predicted model, not a curated record.